Pongo pygmaeus (Bornean orangutan) is the source of this 5792-nucleotide messenger RNA. It is a transcript of the gene CCDC50, whose product is annotated as coiled-coil domain containing 50. Gene Ontology annotation, cellular component: cytoplasm. Lineage: Eukaryota; Metazoa; Chordata; Mammalia; Primates; Hominidae. The transcript is spliced from 7 exons. Bases 448 to 1641 code for a protein of 397 amino acids. Gene Ontology annotation, molecular function: ubiquitin protein ligase binding. The record is from RefSeq and is a predicted model, not a curated record.
GCGCGUCACUGAGCACAAAGGAGACAACAGUGAGGCGGCAGCGGGCGCUGAUCUUCGCUCGCCAGCCACUCGCGAUUGCGGUUACAGACCUGCAGCUCCCCCUCCCCCAGCCGGCCCGCCGGCCUUUCUGUCUCCUCUCUCCCUCCGUACUGGACGGCCCCGGUCCAUUUCCGGGCUCCGGAUAUUUGGUAUCGAUUGGGGCCGGGGACGCGAAGCAGGUGGCCGCGGCGGGGCAGCUGGGCCGCCAGCCUGGUGCGUCGGGGACCGUCUCCCGCUGCUUUGGUCACCAGCCCCUGCCCGCCCGACCCGCUCCGUUCUCCGGCCCGCGAGCCCUGCCGGCCGGACUUUGCGCCGCGUCCGGCGCUGCUGCUGCGCUCGGGGCCCCGCUCGGCGCCGGCGGUGACCGGGAAGCCCGCGUUAAAGGGGCAGCCGGGACCCUGGCCCAGUAUGGCUGAAGUCAGCAUCGACCAGUCUAAGCUGCCUGGAGUCAAAGAAGUAUGCCGAGAUUUUGCUGUCCUGGAGGACCACACCCUGGCUCACAGCCUGCAGGAACAAGAGAUUGAGCAUCAUUUGGCAUCAAACGUUCAGCGGAACCGUUUGGUCCAGCAUGAUCUCCAGGUGGCUAAGCAGCUCCAAGAGGAAGACCUGAAAGCGCAGGCCCAGCUCCAGAAGCGCUACAAAGACCUUGAACAACAAGACUGUGAAAUUGCUCAGGAAAUUCAGGAGAAGCUGGCUAUUGAGGCAGAGAGACGACGCAUUCAGGAGAAGAAGGAUGAGGACAUAGCUCGCCUUUUGCAAGAAAAGGAGUUACAGGAAGAGAAGAAGAGAAAGAAACACUUUCCAGAGUUCCCUGCAACCCGUGCUUAUGCAGAUAGUUACUAUUCUGAAGAUGGAGACCAACCAGGGUCAAGGAGGGCCAGGGAAUUGGGUUCUGGAUUCUCAAGACCUUGUAGACUCCAAAGAGAUGGAAAGACUGUGAAACAGAAGAAAGAGAAACCAGAACAUCCACUGGAGAACUUGGAAGAGCCAGAACAACAUUGUUCAUCAAAGAGAUCCCUGUCAUCCUCUAGCUCGGGCAAAGGGAGGGACAAUCCCCAAAUUAACAAUGAGCAGCAUGAAAGGAAACGGUCCACUCAGGAGAGGCCCCGGAGACCUCUGCUUCCCACGGUCAGUGGUGAAGUGUUUCUGAGCACUGAAUGUGAUGAUUGGGAGACUAAGAAAAACCAUCAGACUCGAAAUUGGGAAAAACAGUCUCGACACCAAGAUCGACUUUCACCCAAGUCCUCACAAAAAGCAGGGCCUCACUGCAAGGAAGUUGUAUAUGGGAGGGACCAUGGGCAAGGUGAGCACAGAAAAAGGAGACACAGGCCCAGGACUCCUCCAUUCUCAGAGAGUGAGGAGCAGCUCCACCUCCAUGACCCAGUUCAUGCUCAUGACUUUGAAAUAAAUCCUAGAGCAACAUACUAUAAAAGGUAUACACUUAAUCUCAGAUCUGUAAGAAGAAGGAAAAUAUUUGUAACUUUUCCCUUCUGUGAGAAUGCACUGAUUCCUUGGAGAGUUAUUCCAUGCCCAGGUUGUAUUAGAGGUACCCAUUCCAGAUACAGUUCUUCAUUUACCGAGACUGUGUAUCAGAGAUUCUGAUACCAAAUCAAAACUCCUGAAUUUCUGGUUUUACUUCAGUGAACCCAGAAGAGCUGAUGAGCCUGUCUUGAUAGUGUUUGUCUAACCAAAAGGCCAAUAGAGCCGGAAAUACUAUAUUUUUUAGACCUCAUCUUUCUUUCUCAUUUGUAAAAUGAGGAGUUGGAUAGGCAGUCUUUUAAGAAAGUAUUUUUCAAAUAAUAUGCCUCAGUUCAUUCUCAUCAGAAUCAGCUGUUAACUAAAAAUGGAAAUGUCUGGGUUUCACAUGUAUUAUCAUCUCUGGAGUGAGGCCUGGCAGUUUGGACAUGUUUUAGACCUGGAGGUGGAUUCUUAGGAACUUAAAAGUUUAAAGUCAUUGCAUUAAGUUACUUUUUAUACUGUAACUUUCUCCAGCUCUAACGCUAUAGUUGGUGUUCUAAAGUACCAAUACAGGUAAGUUCUUGGUGCCUAUAUAAGAAUGAGGUAAAUAUUAUAGAUAAACCUCAAAUUUCUGACACCCGUGCGGCUUCACCCUGAAGCCCAUCGUUGACACAGUAACGGCUCUGUUUUCUAUAAACUGCUGAGGUGAUGUUUUCCAUGUGGCUGUAACACUAGGAAUCGUAGUACCAAGGAGCCAGUCAAGCUCUAUCUGUGGUCAGAGAACUUGUUUCUAGGUUGCCGAUUCAGGUUAAGUAGGUUUUUCCCGUCAUGUUAUUUCUUAUUAAAGGACUUGGUUAUGCAGAAAAUUAAAAUUUCGUUCCGGAAGCCAUUCUGAGUAGCUGCCACAAAUAUCCUUGUCUUAGGCUUUGUGCUUGGAUUUCAGCCAAAAAGAUGGCCUUGUAAACAAUUCCAAACUGGAUGCACUUUGUUAGGGAGACAUAAAGAGCUGCGGAAAAAUAGAGGAAAGUGUGAUAUAAUCUGUCUUGAGUGGGUUUAUGAGGAAGUUACACCCCUAACAUUUUGAGGUUUACAAGUUCCAAAGGCGUGGGGGAAGUAUGGAGGAAGAAUGGUGUACACUGACCUCUACGUUUCUGCUUCUGUGAAUCUGACUUUCAGGAGUGCUCUGAGGGCUGGUUAGGCUUUAUGGCUUUUAGUUAUGCUCCAGGAUAUUUUAAAUAGGCUGAGGAAGCAUGACACUAAACACUGACUCACAGGCUCCACUACUGGAAUUGCAAAUGUUUUGUUUUGUUUUUUAUUUUGCCAGCACAAGGGAUUAAAAAACAUUAUCAGGCAGAUAUUAAAAUGACUACAACAUGAGCUGCUUCUUUUCUUUCAUUUUAUAUUCAGCUUGCUUUUUACAUUUUACCUUUCUAGCCCCUGUAGGCAUUUGAUUUUGUAACUCCCUGGAACAGGUCAGAGGAUUGCAUUAAAAUAUAAUUACUAGGUAGUGGCAUCUAUUCUUGCUGUUGUAAAAGCACAAUUCUUAAAGUUGUUAGGACAGGCCAAAGUGAUAUUUAACUUAAUAAUGAAGAAACUAGCAGGGUGACAAGGAGCUGGUUCUAAGAGCAUUUGCAGAGCAGCAUUAAUAGAAUCAGUUGAAAGGGAGUGCAAAAUAAAAUUUUAAAUUAAGGAUAAGAUAACUUUCUACAGGGCAAUGGGUACUUAACCUUUCAGAGUUACUUCUCUAUUGGACUAUAAAUUCUUAACCGCUUAUCAUUUUCUGCAGGUUAACUUCUAGACUCGCAGGGCCAUAAAAUAUCUGCACUGUUCUGCUGUGAAUUGUUAGUCAGAUAUACUGUGGCAUUCCCUAAAUGUCAGACUGGCUUAUUACAAAUACUCUUACAUGAUAUCAAAAAGAAUCUAUCAUUUUACCUUAUUUCAAGCUCAGAAUAAAUUUAUCUUGAAUAUCAGUACUUUCAACAAUUUUAUUCUGUAAAUUUAUUUAAGGCUGAAGUUUUGUGUUCAUUUAGGGAUGUUCUUGUGUUGUCCAUCUGAAGGAUGAUGAACAGAAAAAGACAAGGAAGUGUUAAAUUAAGAUAUAUAUGGAACUUGAAAAUACCACUCACCCAAUUUUUUGAAAGCUAGUUUCUAGAGUCUGUUUAGGAUACUGAGAUGAGGGAAGCUAGUCUGUUAAUUUCCUUCAAAAAAUUUUUGGACAUCUUUGUUUAAUGACGGCCUUACACUGCACUGUGAGUUCUUUUUCUGUAUCCUUACAAAAAUUUUUGUCACCUUGGGUCCAGAGGACACUGCAGAGAAUGGGCAUCCUGACAAUGCAGAAAUUUAGUAUUCCAAGCUGUGGGAAUUUUCUACUUAAUGAGAUUUACAGAUUCCAAUGAUACGUCAGGGGUUUAAACAAACCGUUUCCCCUCUAAAUAUUUGGAACUGACAGAUAUUACCUCAGAUUCUGACUCUUACUAAGUCAUCAUUCUCUUUUUAACUGCCAGAGGUUACAGUCUUAUCACCCUGUCAAACCAAUUAGACGAUUCAAUGGAAUAUUGUCUUUGGUAGAAUUUAAAACAAUGUGUCCUUAAUAAAACUGAAAGUGAAAAAUCUUCUUGGCUAAUUCUGUGGUGUACUUUAGGAGGCGUAAUAGUGGAGAAAAUUUGGUCUCUUGAAAUUUGAGCACAUCCCACUGUAUUAUUUCACUGUAUGGCAAAAGUGAAGGAGCUAGGCAUGUUCCGUCAUCCUUAAUUAAGCUUUGGGCUGCUUACUGAAGUAUCAUUUUUUCUAUAGAUUGGAACAUGGUUUAUAUAGCAGACUAUCUUGUCUACUGACAUUGCCCAGUACUGAGUUCCUUAUCUAAUUUCAUUUUCUCUGAAAUCUGCCUUCCUAGUUAUGACUAAGCUAAAUAACUCAGGGAGAUUUAUAUUCUGUUUCAGAUGGUCCACUCUUAGGACUAUGCCACUGUUUUUUUUUUUUUUUUUGCUGUCCCAAACCACUCAGAAAUCUAGAUUAAGCCCAGCCCAGCAUAAGCCUUAGUGGCUCUAGAGAUCAUUUGAAGUGGUCUGUGCAAUCAGGUUCUAUUAGGUCUGAAGCUAAGAAAGCCAUGUUUACUAGACUUUCUUUGUAGGAAAUACAGAUGUGUAUGAGUCUGUGGGGGGAAGCCGCAGAAGCCAGGUUGAAAGUUGUACAAAGAUAGGCUUCACAAAAUACUUACAUUCUCAUCAUUUGCCCAAUGUUUACUUGUAUUUUAUUUUUUAUAAAAUUAACAGCAAGUGAGUCAAGUGUGGUGAGGGAUUUUGACAAAGAUCAUUUUAAUUUACAGUAAUUUUAAUGGACAUAAUACACUAAACAGGUGAUGCCAAUAUUAAUUGCAAGUAAGAAUGAACUGGGGAGAUUUAAAACAAACUUACUCAAGGACGGGGCACACCCAGGCUACUUAAUUUAGAAUCUGUGGGGGUUGGGGCAAAUAUUUUUAUAUGUAUUCAAAGCACCCUCAUGUGAUUCGAAUAUAUAGCCCUGGUUGACAACCCCUGGCAUAAAGAGACAAUCAGGAGUACAUUUUCUUUCUCCUCCGAAUAGUUAAUUUACUGAAAUGAACUAUUUCAGAUGAGUAAUCUUGUUCACUGUAUUCAAAAUUCUUAUUAAUUCUGAAUAUAAUACACUCACACUGUCAAGUAAAAGUUUAAAGCCAGAAUUGCUUUAUACGAAUAAAUUGGAAUAGAACUCUGGUCAUUGUGCUGUCAAUAUAGCUCUAGUUAUAUUUUCCCUAAGAUGUCACAGUGCCAUCAGUCUGAUCAAAGCUGUGGGGAAGAUCUAAAGCUAGUGGGUUCAUUUACUCUCAGAGCAAAAGCCAUGGCAGGGCCACUGCUUGCCUAACAGGUAUUCCCACAUGACUACCAGGUGCUGCUGUUUCUGCUCCCUCUGAAGUAGUAAGUAUGCAGGCUGAGAUAAUUAGAAAGAAGCUUCUCUCCUCCAGCCUUGACAGCUUAGCCUCUUUUAAACUCUGACUCUGUAAUUUGCUUUUCUUUAAAUUAUUUUUAUUUUCAGUGACUUUUUUUUCACUUUGUAUUUUUCCAGGGCCUCACUUGCAACUUCUUACAUAAUUUUCUGCUGUUGCAGAAACUAUGUGAGAGGGGACUUUUUACCAGGCAGGCUUGGUUAGAUAUCUUUGUUUAAAUGUAUGCAUUAUCUACAUUGCCACUUCUAUUCCUAGGGCAAAAAUAUUUUUAAUGCACCCCACACUGUAUUCUGGAGUAGAGGUAGUAUUGUCAUUGUUAGCUACUAAAGAAAAA